This is a messenger RNA of Penicillium argentinense, 1521 nucleotides long. RefSeq lists its product as uncharacterized. Gene Ontology annotation, cellular component: plasma membrane. The record is from RefSeq and is a predicted model, not a curated record. Bases 1 to 1521 code for a protein of 506 amino acids. Lineage: Eukaryota; Fungi; Ascomycota; Eurotiomycetes; Eurotiales; Aspergillaceae. Gene Ontology annotation, molecular function: allantoate transmembrane transporter activity; dipeptide transmembrane transporter activity. The transcript has 3 exons. Gene Ontology annotation, biological process: transmembrane transport; dipeptide transport; allantoate transport.
AUGGCAGAGUCCAGUGCCGCUGCCGAAGCUGCCGCGCAGCAAGCGACAGAGCACACGUUGGCCAAACGAGUUCUGCGGAAGAUCGACCGACGACUAAUCCCCCUGCUGUUCGUCACGUACAUGCUCAAUUUUAUGGAUAAAACCAUCUUGUCUAGUGCAUCUGUUUUCGGACUUUCUGAGGACACGGGUCUUGUAGGUCAGCAGUACAGCUGGGUCUCAUCAAUCUUCUACUUUGGCUAUCUGGGAUGGGCAUACCCAACGACCCUACUCAUUGCUCAUCUGCCAGCGGCUAAGUAUUUGUCUGCAAAUACGCUGCUAUGGGGUGCUGUCGUAGCCCUCACGGCAGCAUGCACGAAUUUCGGGGGUCUGAUGACGGUCCGGUUCUUGCUUGGUGUCGCGGAAGCGACCAUAACGCCUGCAUUCAUGUUCAUCACGUCUACGUGGUAUACGCGCGAUGAAAUUCCUACCCGGACAGGUCUGUGGUUUGCUGGAAACAGCUUUGGCGGCAUCGUCUCGAGCCUCCUCGCGUAUGGGCUGGGCCAUGUUAAAGACCAGGUCGGGCCAUGGAGGUGGAUGUUCAUUGUGCUCGGACUCUGGACAUUUCUCUGGGGUUUCGCUCUUUUGCUGUUCCUCCCCGACUCCAUUUCCAGCGCGAAAUUUCUUACGGAGGAAGAACGCCGGAUAGCAGCGAAUCGGGCGGUCAUCGCAGGGACAGGCAUGACGGAGAAAACAGCUUGGAAGUGGGAGCAGGUUCUUGAAUGCCUGAUGGAUCCGAAAACAUGGUUUAUCUUCGGCCUGGAACUAUUAACGCAGAUUCCUAAUGGGGGCACACAGAACUUCGCAAACCUGGUGAUCGUCUCGUUUGGCUUCACGAACCUGCAAUCGACGCUGAUAACCAUCCCCUACUCCCUCAUCACUGUGGCGACAAUUACUGGAACGGGAUGGCUUGCGGGUCGCUUCCGUCAGCUCAACUGCUUGCUUGUCGUGGCUGUUGUUAUCCCGUGUGUGAUCGGAAGUGCAAUUAUCUAUUCAAGAGCUCACAUCGUUCUUGGGGUUCAACUGUUCGGAUACUUCCUGCUGUCCACUGGACCAGCCGCGAUGCCGCUUGCAAUGUCGCUCGUCCAAGCCAAUUAUCGAGGAGUAACCAAGAAGAUGACGAUGACUGCCCUGUUGUUCUUGGGAUACUGCGUUGGGAACAUUUCCGGUCCGCAGUUCUUCCUGAGCAGCGAAGCACCCACUUACAACACGGCCUUCCGCACAAUCAUGAUAUGUUAUGCCUUAACAGUACUGCUGGCGUUGGGAUUGCGAUUUUACCUGCAAUGGAAAAAUGCUCGUCGCGCACGCGAGGAGGGAUUUGAAGGGAGUGCCGGGAAUGCAGGCGCUGUUGGAGGUGGAAAGGUCCUGGAUAAUGAUCGUACUUCGAAAGAUGUCGUGGACAUGAUGAACCAGGUGCAGCUGGUCUCGAACGACUUUGAAGAUACCACAGACUGGAAAACAUCCGGCUUCAGAUACCGCUACUAA